Archocentrus centrarchus (flier cichlid) is the source of this 4123-nucleotide messenger RNA. It is a transcript of the gene tnn, whose product is annotated as tenascin N. Lineage: Eukaryota; Metazoa; Chordata; Actinopteri; Cichliformes; Cichlidae. The transcript has 18 exons. The coding region runs from base 1 to 3357 and encodes 1118 amino acids. Gene Ontology annotation, molecular function: protein binding. Gene Ontology annotation, cellular component: perisynaptic extracellular matrix. The record is from RefSeq and is a predicted model, not a curated record. Gene Ontology annotation, biological process: regulation of cell adhesion.
AUGACCACUAGACCCCUGUGGAGGGCCCUGUGCCUGCUGGCCUUACUCUGCACAAUGUCAGGCAUAAGUUCUGCUGACACCCAACCAGACAUCUCAGCUGCAGAGCAGGAAAUCACCUUCAGCCACAUCUAUAACAUUGACAUCCCGGGAAGCUCCGGCUGUAAACUACAACGCGUGCCAACCCAGAACAAAACAGGUCUGCAGAUGGAGACCACUAAAAGUGGGGACAAUGACAUUAUCUUCAGACACAACAUCAAGCUGCAGCCACCCAAAUGUGACUGCGAGGAGUCGGAAAGCUUUAAGUCUCUGCUCUACAGAAUCAAUGGCCUGGAAGAAGAAGUCAACUACCUAAAGACCCAGUGUGCUCAGGGAUGCUGUGGUGCUGCAGGUGUGGACCAAAGCUGUAGUGGCCAUGGUACCUACCAACGCGACACCUGCAGCUGCCUCUGUAACAUAGGGUGGGAAGGCCUGGAUUGUUCUGUCUCCUCCUGCCCAGAUGAGUGCAACGACAAUGGCCGAUGCGUGGAUGGGAAAUGCGUGUGCCAUCAGGGGUACACGGGAGAAGACUGCAGCCAGCUUACGUGUCCAGGCAACUGCAACGACAAGGGACAGUGUGUGGAUGGGAAAUGCGUGUGCUUCCCACACUUUACUGGCGAGGAUUGCAGCAUCCAGAAGUGUCCCAACAACUGCAUGGAUAACGGGCAGUGUGUGAAUGGAGAGUGCAUCUGUGAUGAAGGCUUUUAUGGGGAGGACUGUUCAUUAGUUUUUGGACCUCAGGGUUUGCAGGUGGUCCAAGUGACUGACGUCUCUCUCCUGGUUGAGUGGAAGUCCAUUCGAGGGGCCGAGUAUUAUGUGUUGACAUAUUAUCCGAAAAAUGAUGAGGGUGCGCAGCAGGAGGUUCAAGUCGCCAACACAGAGAAUUCCUACCUCAUCACAGGACUGACUCCUGGGGUUACUUACACUGUGCAAGUAUACGCAGCCAUCAAAGAGAUCAAAAGUGAAGCUGACGAGAUUGAAGCCACCACAGAUGUCUCAGCUAUUGAUGAUAUCCAAGUUCUUGGUCAGACAGAGGUCUCUAUCGAGGUGGACUGGCAGAACCCUCAAGUUGAGGUGGAUUACUUCAGGCUUACACAUACUGACCCCGAAGGUCAGGAGGAGGAGCUGAAUGUACAGAGAAGCCAAGAGGCGCGCACCAAGCACACUAUUCUGGGUCUGUAUCCAGCAACGGAGUACGUGAUCUCAGUGCAGGCCAUUAAGGGAAACAAUGGGGGGAAAACUUCUUCUGUCACUGGUGCCACAGAUAUCGAUGUGCCAACAAAUCUUGUCACUACUGAAGUAACUGAGGACACCGCAACAGUCUCCUGGGAUCGAGUCCAGGCUGAAGUAGAGGGAUACAUGCUGAGUUACACCUCUGCUGAGGGAUCCAGUUCAGACAUCUCUGUAGCUCGUGAUAGUACCUCAUAUAGGCUGAUAGGCUUGAGGCCUGGAGUUCUCCAUACUGUCUACAUCUGGGCCUAUAAAGGAGACAAAGUCAGCAGGAAGAGUUCAACAGAAGCUGAAACGGACCUGGAUGCUCCUACUAACGUCUUCACCCGAGAUGAGACGGAGUUCAGCUUCAGGGUGCACUGGGAUCACCCUCAGGCAGAAAUUGAUGGCUACCUGCUAACAUAUAGCUCUUCUGAGGGCUCAAGUGAAGAAAUCGUGAUUGGGUCUGACAGUACUUCAUACAUGCUGACUGGCCUGAGGCCUGGGGUCUUCUACACUGUCUACAUCUGGGCUGUCAAGGGGAGCAAAGCCAGCAGGAAGAUCUUGACACAAGCUGAGACAGAACUGGAUGCUCCUGCUAACCUCUUAGCCCGAGAUGAAACAGAAUCCAGCUUCAGCGUUUCAUGGGAUCCAGUCCAGGCUGAUAUUGAUGGCUACAUGCUAACCUACACCUCCUCUGAACAAGGAUCUAGUGGAGAAAUCCCAGUAGGGGCUGAUGGGUCUGAUUUUUUGCUGACUGGUUUGAGGCCUGGGCUCCUCUACACUGUCUACAUCUGGGCUGUCAAGGGAAACAAAGCCAGCAGGAAGAUCUCAACACAAGCUGAGACAGAACUGGAUGCUCCUGCUAACCCCUUAGCCCGAGAUGAAACAGAAUCCAGCUUCACUGUGUCAUGGGAUCCAGUCAAGGCAGAAAUUGAUGGCUACAUCCUUACCUACAACUCUUCUGAGGGCUCUAGUGAGGAAAUCCCAGUUGGGUCUGACACAACCUCUUACAUGCUGACUAGCCUGAGGCCUGGAGUUCUCUACACUGUCUACAUCUGGGCUGUCAAGAGGGACAAAGCGACCAGGAAGAUUUCAACAAAAGCACAGACAGACAUUGAUUCUCCUAAGGACCUGAGGGCUACAGACGUGACACUGGAAUCUGCUUCUUUGACUUGGACUCCUCCUCUGGCUGACAUUGAGGGCUACAUCCUCACCUACAGAGAUGAAGAGGGGAACACGGAGACUGUUGAAAAGCAGCUUGGAGCCGGUGAACGCAGCUUUGCUGCAUCCAGUCUGGAGAUGGGGAAGAGGUACAUUGUCACCAUUAUUGCCUACAGGGGGAACAUGAGGAGCAAGGUGGUAGAAACCAUCUUCAAAACAGUUGGUGUCCUGUACCCCUUCCCCAUGGACUGUGUUCAGAUCAUGAAGAACGGCAAUAAGGAGAAUGGUGUGUAUACCGUCUAUAUUAACAGUGACCGCUCCACACCAAUAGAAGUUUACUGUGACAUGGACACCGAUGGAGGCGGCUGGCUGGUGCUUCAGCGACGUAACACUGGCAAGCUGGACUUCAUGAAACGCUGGAAGCAGUACAUUGCAGGUUUUGGGAACUUAACUGAGGAGUUCUGGAUUGGUCUCGAUAAAAUAUAUGAGCUUACCAACACUCCCACUCAGUAUGAGCUGAGGUUCGAUUUGGGUCUGGGCUCAGAGAGGGUCUAUGCUGUAUAUGACAACUUUAAGAUUGCACCAGUCAAGCAGAAGUUCAAGCUCACUAUUGGCAAAUACAGUGGGACAGCAGGUGAUGCCAUGACCUACCACCAAGGCCGGCCCUGGACUACUAUUGAUUCGGAUAAUGACCUUGCCCUUACUAACUGUGCCCUGACUCACCGUGGCGCCUGGUGGUACAAAAACUGUCACCUGGCCAACCUCAACGGCAAAUGGGGUGACACCAGGCACAGUGUGGGGGUGAACUGGGAACCGUGGAAGGGCCACCUGACAUCCCUUGACUUCACUGAGAUGAAGAUUCGACCUGUGGGAGCCCUGUCCAGCAGGAAGAGGCGAUCACUGGCGGCCCGAGAGAAAAGCAGAAACGUAAAACUCCAAAGGAAAUAGAAGAGCACCUGUAACCACAUCAGCCCCUGUCAGCAUGCCAUCACACAAGUUUCUGGUCUUUCUGUGCAUAUGUACAUACGCAUGUUUUAAUACUCUGACUAGACUAGAACCCUUACUGGGCUGCCUCUCUGUGUGUCUCAAUUCUUGGGAAAUGUGUACACUUUUUGUGAAAAUGGAAAAGCUCAUGCAAAUAUGGAGCUUAAUAUCUGUUUGUAUGCACAUUAGAAAUUCAUAGAUUUAGUGUGACUGCAAGAAAGUGGCAAAUGAGAAACUUCUUUUGCCUUCUUUGACACAAAUGCAUUCAGCUCAUAACUCGGAUCUAUUUGCUUGUAUUAUAUCUGCUCAUUUCAUGUCCUGCAAAGAAAUUGAGCGCAUAGGAGAAAACAAAAAGUGGCAAAGUUGGUUUGUCUGUUGUUGGUGUUUUAUGGAUCAGGUGUAGGCUAUUACAGUUAGCACCCUGAGUUUAUUGAUUGUGAAGCCGGCUGGCUUCGUCACAUUAAACUGCCACUGUGCCUCUAACACUGUCACAUCACAUCAGUUUGUGUGGGACAAGGCCGACAAUAACAACGGAUGGCUGUCUGGAGACGCCAAAGUGCUCCUGCUUUACGUUCAGAUGACAGUGACAGCUAAUAUCCAUCAACAUGACGUGUUUUUAUCAAAUAGGAAUAGGAAUGGAGUUUGUUUGCCCCAUCCUCGGAAGCAUAAUGAGCAAACUCUAGUUUUUCAAUCUGGAAAGCUGACAGAAGUUAUUAAUAUUGCUUUGACU